UGUUGAAGUAGAGCGACCAUACAUUUGUUUUGCUUACAUAGGCAUUUCCGUUCAUUUCAUAAGGGAUGUUAUUAAGAGGAAAGCAACGGUGUCACCACAAAUAGAACAUGUUUACAGUUCAUCCUCACCUUUUCUACACUCCGUAUCCUAUUACACACACACACACACACACACACACAUUGAUCCAUCGCUGCCUUGUUUGUUCACACUGCUGCUGGAAGUUCAUCCCAGCCAGCCUGCUUGCUGCGACUGACGCAUAGGGACAGCUUCGCUCCUCCUCUUCGUCGAGUGGUCUCCAUGGAAACACACGGAGGAGAGAGCAGCUUAGCAACACCGCCAGCGAGUGAACAUCUCUGGUGCAGACAGUUGGGUACCAUACACAACAUCCCUGAAAGAUUAUUCUGUAAGUGUCAGUUUUUUAUAAAGUCAGUUUUUGUAUUUGCGUACGUUCAUGUAGCCAUUGCGCUCCAUCUCCACAGCAUCAUGAAGUUCAUGGUGGUUCUGGUUGGUGCCGGCUCCCUGGCCUUCCUCGGUGCCGUCAUCUGCAUCUUCGCCAGCGUUUACCCCCGCAAACGCGCCGCUUCUCUCGGCGACAACGGCACCCUGACAUCGGAGACGCUCCUCCAGCCACUGGAGCCCAGCUCGGUCGCCCACGCGGGACCGCUCGGUGCUUUACACGGCGCCGACUCCUACGAUGGAGAGAAUGGGCUCGGCGGUAUAGGCUUGGGGGUACCCAGUCUGAACGAGCUCAACCUCGGUGAGGAGACCGGCAGAGGCUCGGGGAAGACGUUCAGCUACAGCCGCUUGAUCUGCACACCAGUUCCUCUCGGUGAUUGUAAGGGUAAAGAUGAGCGGCAGCAGCCGCUGGCAGACGACCCUCUUGCGGAUGACGACUGGACGUUUCUCCGCACCACGGCGGAGGAGCUCCGGCAGAUGGUCAUGCAGCAGAACGAUCAGAUUCUCAUGGACCAGAGGACCAUCCGGGAGCUCACAGGGAAGUUGAGCGAGUGCGAGAGCGGCUUGGAGGAUGAGAGGCCCGGCCCUGAGCGGAGCAUCGGGAUAUGGAGCGGCAACCGGAGGGUCAUGGCCGGGGAUGAUGUGAGCUCCUCGUCGGCCUCUCAGCUCCUGACGGCCCGCGCUGUGGAGGAGCUGGCCCGGGCCAUCAUGGACCUGAAAGACCGCAUUGAAAAGCUGGAGGCAGAGAUAGGCCCAGCUGCCUUGAAUCUCACUGACACAUCUACAGCAGCGAGCAGCAGCCAGGCAGCAGCCAAGCCUCCCACUCCACCCACUGGAGGCGUCUCCCCCGCACCCGCAGCAGCAGCACCAGGCUCCGGGGCUCGUCGACCUGCCUCCAAGCCCUCCACCAAGGGGUCACCUGGCCGCAGCAGGGGCCCCUGGAGAGUGGAGGACCUUGAGGGUGAGCUGGAGAGGAAGAUAAAGAUGUUAGAGAAGGAGCGGCAGGCUAUGAGGAAGGAGACGCAGGGCGAGUACGAGAAGAUCAACCAGGGCAUCGACACAGCCAACCACCGUGUCACCGAGCUGGAGCACACGCUCACGGAGCCAUCCUUCCCAGACGGCUUUGUCCUGUCCUUCCCAAUGCGGACCAACUACAUGUAUGGGUUGGUGAGGAAGGAGAUCACAGAGAUGUACGCCUUCACCGCCUGUGUGUGGCUGAAGGCUAAAGAAGGGGGCAUAGGAACCCCCUUCUCUUACUCUGUGCCCGGGCAGCCCAAUGAGCUGGUGCUGCUGCAGGGGGUCCACAACCCUGUGGAGCUGCUGAUCAACGACAAGGUAGCACAGUUACCCCUGUCUCUGCCUCAAGACGAGUGGCAGCACAUCUGUGUCAGUUGGACUCUGAGGGACGGCGUGUGGAAGGCCUACCAGGGUGGCAAGAUGAAGGGGAGGGGUGAAGGCCUGGCUGCCUGGCACCCUAUCAAGCCAGGGGGAGUACUCAUCCUGGGCCAGGAGCAGGACACCCUGGGCGGACGUUUUGAUGCCUCCCAAGCCCUGGUGGGGGAGCUCUCCCAGUUCAACCUGUGGGAUCGUGUGUUGAAGCCCGCCGAAGUCGCCGCCCUGGCCGAGUGCAGCUCCUCCGUACUCGGCAACAUUGCUCCCUGGACCGACCUGGACGUCGACGUCUACGGCGGUGCCACCAAGGAGUCUUUAGAUCCGUGCCACGCCGCUCAGAGAUCCAAUCCCUCUGGCCCUAAACAGUGAGACAGUGGUCACGUUUAAGUCAUGCAACAAGGAAGGUUGCUUGUUUGGGUUUAGCACGCUAACAGGAUGGAGCUAAUUGGAUCUUUCGAGUUUUUUGUGUCGAUGUCAGUGUAUUUAGUUCUGCAGUAAGAAUGAGGUUAGGUGAGGUUAGUUAGUGGAAGCAACAAAACAUGCCAAAAGUCAACCUCGUUGAUUGCUUUAAAAGUGCCGAGUGAGCCAACUGUACCCGACUAGUCGGGUCUUAGCAGGUCUAGCUAGGAAAUAGCUAAGGAAGAGUUUCUUAAUUUGCUGUUGCUUGUGCUGAAACUGAGAUGGUGUUCUUUGAAAAGACAACAUUUUCAACUUUGCGUAUGUGUAGCUUUUAUAUGGUAAAAGUUCCUCCUUUUGUUCGCUAUAACACAGUAAACGUGUAUUAUUGUGUCAUGUAGCCUUGCUAACACAAUCUGUAGCCCUGCAGAAGCGCCACUUACAGUAAUAACCAGUCUCGAAAUAAACACUUCAUGUCAAACUGUACACCUAAACAAAAAACAGCUCCAUAAAAUGAAACUGUAUAAAACUAGAAUGUUUGUCUUUGCAUGUAAAGUAUAUUUUCAGCGUUAGUGUGCUCUUUGUGCCCCCACUUGCCAAAUUUAGUGCAAUGUACGUCUAACAUAUGAUGACCAACGAGGACUUUAGUAUUCAUAUAUUUAUUCAGAGAUACAACCCAGUCACAAUUAACUGUAAAUCCAAACAAAUAAUAUGUUGAAAUUGCGAUGAUUCUGUUGCAUGGUGAAUUUCUCUUUUCUAUUUCUAUCUAAUAAACAACCCAUGUGGCCAAAGAAAGCUAAAAUCUAGGUUCAUCCCCUUUUGGAAAGGUUAGAGCCUGUAAUUCAUUAGCAUUUUGUGCUAAAGUUGUCACGUUAUUUUUGUCUGAGAAUUGCAGUUAAGCCAUAGGUGCUACAGCUAAAUUAGCAGCAUUAGCACCAAGGCACCUUAUCACAUUGAAACUCAUCUUCAUUUUGCUUGUAAAACUUUAAAAUCUUUAUAUUUCACUCAGUAUUUUAGCCCACUAGCACUGCUAGUUUAUUCAUAGCUAGCUAGCCGUUGUUGUUUCCAACAAGACAGCAGCCAUUUAGUUUUUUCCGUGAUGGACUUAUUUGAAUUAUGAGAACCAACAUCUAAAGAAGCUAAAGAAGUGGCAAUGUACAAGUGGUGAUUGACUUAAUUCCCAGAACACUGCGCAGUCAAGUGUACUUUGCUCCAAAGGGGAAGUCACGCUAUCACGAGAAUUAGGUCAAAAUAUUACACCAACAAAUACAAUAAAAAAAGUUGAAUAAUGUCAAAUACUAACAACUCAUAGUAUUGCACUUUUUCUCACAUAAUAUUACAAGUUAUUUUGCUUAGUUGUUGUAACGUUACAACUAUUUUCAUGAAUUUUAUGAUUUUUUUUUUAAAUAUGCGACUAAAAAGUAAUUUAGCAUUCAUUCCAUCCAUCCAUUCGUUUUCAAUGCCGCUUAUCCUAAUUAGGGUCGCUGGGGUAUGCUGGAGCCUAUCCCAGCUGACUUUGGGCAAGAGGCAUGGUACACCCUGGACUGGUUUGCCAGCCAAUCGCAGGUAAUUUAGCAUUUUUUCUCAUAAUAAUCCAAAUUUAAUAUAAAAACAUACACCUGUAUUCAUAUAUGACAUAUUUUUUCUUGGAAUAUUUUGGCUGUUUGCCGGGAAAAGCUAGAACUUUAUAUUUUUCCUCGUAAUAUUACAAGUUGAUUGCUCUUGUAACGUUGCAACUUUUUUCCCUUAAUUUUAUGAUUUUUAUGACUAUGUUAAUACAUUUUUCUAACAGUAAUUGAACAUUUUUUUCUUGUAAUAUUGCAAUUUUAAAAUACUUUACCAUACGCUUUUUAUUCAACAAAUCUGAUUUUGUCAUAAAUUACAACAUUUUUCAUGUAAUAUUUCAACUUGAAUUCUUGUAACACUACGGCUUUCCUCUUGUGACUUUUCAACUCUCAGCUUUUACAAUGUUUUUUUUUUCCCUUUUCCAUUCAGUGUGUCCUGUAAUACUCGUUGGUUCCUUUUUGUUUUUUAAAGUGCCUGUUUGGGCCUCAAACGCCCACAUUGGUCAUCUAAAAUAUUUGUAUUGUUUUCUUCUAUUUCUCCUACUUGAGUUUGUUUCAAGUGUUCUUUUUUUGCACCUUUAAUGCAUUUGAUAUUGUGAACUAGGUGGAUGAAACUUAAUAAAACUGCAUAAUGAUGACAA
Messenger RNA from Dunckerocampus dactyliophorus (ringed pipefish), 4450 nucleotides. It is a transcript of the gene nptxrb, whose product is annotated as neuronal pentraxin receptor b. Lineage: Eukaryota; Metazoa; Chordata; Actinopteri; Syngnathiformes; Syngnathidae. The transcript is spliced from 5 exons. The coding region runs from base 298 to 2217 and encodes 639 amino acids. The record is from RefSeq and is a predicted model, not a curated record.